UCAGAAGAGGAUUUGCAGCUCAAGAAUGAACUGGAGAUGCUCGUGGAACGGUUAAAGGAACCUAACACUGAACUAUAUCGACCUGCGCUCGAGACGUUACGGACGUUGAUCAGGACUUCGACCUCGUCUAUGACAUCCGUACCGAAACCCUUGAAGUUCCUUCACCCUCAUUACCGCGAACUACAAACAAUAUACGAAGGAUGGCUCGCGUCGGAGGACAAGAGCCUAUUUGCGGACAUCCUGUCUGUCCUUGCCAUGACAUAUUCGGACACUGAGCCUCGGGGGACUCUCCGAUACCGCUUGCUCUCUAGCUCUCUGCGACCGUCUGCUUCUUCUUCACCGCUGUCUACACCAGGCUCGUGGGGGCACGAGUACGUGCGCCAUCUCGCAGCAGAGCUGGGAGAGGAACACAACGCGCGGACCCUGGGCGAAGAUGUGGAGGCGGAGGUGAAGCCGGUCGAGGAGGUGAUCGGCUCGACAGAGGAGCUGCAGGAGCUGGCGAUGGAAUGUGCAACAUUCCUUCUGCAGCACAAUGCGGAGCCAGAUGCGGUCGACCUGCUCGAGGAGCUCGAAAUCGCCGACCGGAUAGCGGAGCUCGUGGAUGAAAACACAUACGAGCGAGUGUGCCAGUACAUGAUCCGCUGUGUCAAUCUCCUGCCCACACCGGACGACCGUGCUUUCUUGCGCGCAGCACACCGCAUUUACUCUGAGCACCUGAAGUUCCCUCAAGCACUUGCCCUGUCAAUACGUCUCGGCGAGCCUGAACUUAUACGACGGGACUUCAACGCUCCUGCAAACCCGCUUAUGAAGCGCCAGCUCGCGUUCAUGCUCGCGCGCGCACAGAUACCCAAGGAGUGGCUAGACUCGGAGGAUAGUAUCGACGAAAGCGAGGAAAUGCCAGAGGACCUCCUGGACUGUUUGAGCAAUACACAUUUGAGUAUGCACUUCAAGGAGUUCGGUAAGGAACUUGGCAUCUUGGAACCCAAAAGCUUGGAGGACAUCUACAAGUCGCACCUUGAAAACACGAGAGUACCGUCUGCAAAUGUGGAUUCUGCUCGGGGUAACUUGGCUGGUACUUUCGUUAAUGCCUUCGUCAAUGCUGGCUUCGGUAACGACAAGUUGAUGGUUGAGGCUGAGGAGGGCAACAGCUGGAUCUACAAGAACAAGGACCAUGGUAUGAUGAGCGCUGCUGCUAGUCUCGGUCUCAGCUUGCUCUGGGAUACGGACGUCGGUCUUAGCCAUGUGGAUAAGUACACCUACUCGUCUGAGGAGCAUAUUAAGGCGGGAGCGCUUCUUGCAACAGGCAUCUUGAACACCGGUGUUCGCACUGAAGCAGACGCUGCGAUUGCGCUUCUCGGUGAAUACGUCGAUAACAAAUCUGUGCCUCUCAAGACAAGUGCGAUCACUGGUCUCGGCCUUGCAUAUGCCGGCUCUCAUCGAGAAGAUCUUCUGGCGAUCCUCCUCCCCCACGUCGCGGAUGAAGGCGUGUCGAUGGAAAUCGCUUCUUUAUCUGCACUUGCGCUCGGCUUUAUCUUUGUCGGCAGCGGGAAUGGCGACAUUGCCAGCACCAUUUUGCAAACACUAAUGGAGCGCGAUGACAAGCAGCUCGAGGAAAAAUGGUCUAGAUAUAUGCUUCUCGGUCUUGCGCUGCUCUACCUCGGCCUGCAAGACGGCUCUGAUGCGACCAUCGAAACGCUGAGAGCUAUUGAACAUCCGAUCUCCAAGCAGGCCGUCAUUCUUGUUGAGGCGUGCUCGUACGCUGGCUCGGGCGAGGUACUGAAGGUUCAGGCGAUGCUUCACCAUUGUGACGAGCACGUAGUCAAGUCCGAGAAGAAUGACAAGGAUAAGGAUGCGCCAGAAGAGCCUCCAAAAGAUGACACCUUUCAGGCGUUUGCGGUGCUCGGUAUCGCUCUCAUUGCCAUGGGAGAGGAAGUCGGGGCGGAGAUGUCUAUGCGGACACUAAAUCACUUGAUGCACUACGGCGAACCGAUCAUCCGCAAAACUGUUCCGCUUGCGCUCGGCUUGUUGAGCGCGUCAAAUCCCCAACUCCCUGUCAUGGACACACUGUCGAAGUAUAGCCACGAUAACGAUCUGGCUGUUGCGCUCAAUGCGAUCUUCGCCAUGGGUCUGAUCGGCGCGGGCACCAACAAUGCUCGGCUAGCCCAGAUGUUGCGACAGCUGGCGGGUUACUACCAUAAGGAGCCCGACUGUCUAUUCAUGGUACGGAUAGCGCAAGGCCUUGUCCACAUGGGCAAGGGAACGAUCACUGUCAACCCAUUCUUCUCCGAUCGCAACAUUAUGAGUAGAACAGCGGUCGCGGGAUUACUGGCGACUUUGAUCGCCUUCACGGAAGCCAAGGGCUUCGUCCUGGAUAAGUAUCACUGGAUGCUGUAUUUCCUUGUCACCGCAAUGUACCCAAGAUUCUUGAUCACCCUCGACGAGGAGCUCAAGAGCUUCCCGGUGACCGUGCGCGUGGGUCAGGCCGUCGACGUGGUCGGCCAAGCUGGCAAACCAAGAACGAUAUCUGGCUUCCAAACACACUCCACACCGGUGCGAUUGGGUACAACGGAGCGGGCGGAACUGGCGACAGAGGAGUACAUCCCCUUCGCACACGUACUAGAGAGUUUCGUCAUCCUACAGAAGAACCCUGGUUACGAGAAGGAGGACAAAAUGGAGUUGUAAUCGCUAUCAUCGUCGCACUAAUCUAAUGUUUUCUCUUGCCAUGGACUUGUAUCACGUAGGUUUGCGGUGUAUCUUCAGAGUGGUCACAGACCUCUUCUUCGCAAUGUUUCACAAUAUGCGAGAAAGCUUC
This is a messenger RNA of Postia placenta MAD-698-R-SB12, 2812 nucleotides long. RefSeq lists its product as hypothetical. The coding region runs from base 37 to 2682 and encodes 881 amino acids. Gene Ontology annotation, cellular component: proteasome regulatory particle, base subcomplex; nucleus; proteasome storage granule. NCBI's taxonomy places the organism in Eukaryota, Fungi, Basidiomycota, Agaricomycetes, Polyporales, Adustoporiaceae. Gene Ontology annotation, molecular function: enzyme regulator activity. The transcript has 11 exons. Gene Ontology annotation, biological process: regulation of protein catabolic process; proteasome-mediated ubiquitin-dependent protein catabolic process. The record is from RefSeq and is a predicted model, not a curated record.